CAUUCAGACUACAAAUGUUUUGACAUGGCGGCGAAUGCAACAACAGGUCAGGCUCGUCAGAUAAUUGACGACGAAUCUCUAGCUGAGGAGAGAUUGCUGGAAGAGCUUGAGCAUGAGGAGAUUCCUGCUUACAUCCGUGAAGCAAGACUGGCUACACUCAAACAGCAGGCAACACAGUUCCGCAAUAUGCAGGAAAAAGGAUACGGUAUCUAUAGUGAGAUGGAGGAUGAGAAAGAAGUGCUAGACCUGACAACCAGUGAGGAUAAAUGUGUCGUCCACUUCUUCCAUGAAGACUUUCGAAGAUGUGCCAUCAUACACAGCCAUUUAAAGACAUUGACAGAAAAGUACUUUGAAACAAGAUUUGCAAAAAUCAAUGUUGACAAGGCAAAGUUCCUGGUGGAAAAGUUGAAGAUCAGGGUUCUGCCAGCCCUCUUGUGCUUUAAGAAAAGAAUUGUUGUUGACAGGGUAGUAGGUUUUGAUGAGAUCGGAGGAUCUGACAAUUUUCCAACCAAAGUAUUGGAAAAGAGAUUAGCAAAAUCAGGCGUGAUAGAGAUGGCGGAGGAGGAAGCUGAGAAGAAGACAAUAUUUGGCUACAGCGAUAAUCGCAGAGACGAUGCUGACAGCAGUGAUGACGACUACUGAAAUAUCUGGCCCAUUUAAUAGCAAUUUCAAAACUGAUACUUAAAGAAAAUCCCACACUAAAUGAUUUAUAAAGAUAUAUUAAAAUGAACUUCAAUGGCAAUUGGAGGCGAAAACAGGAUGUCUUCCCUGGCAAGAAAUCGAAACAUUUUGGAAUUAUGCAUUGCAUCAACAUUUUAUAUACAGAAUCAUUGUUUCAAUUGUUCAUGUUUCUUCAUUACACAACUAUAACAUUACAAUGUAUAUAGUUAACUCUGUUGCCUGAUAUUUAUUUUAAAUUUAUGUUGUAUCUUUUUAUAAUUAAUGGAUUUUGAAAUGUGUUCAUGCUUUAACAUUUUUCUUAUUGUCUAUUUUUACUGCAAUUUACAAUAAAAAUGACAAUUUUA
This is a messenger RNA of Mya arenaria, 1025 nucleotides long. RefSeq lists its product as uncharacterized. Bases 25 to 642 code for a protein of 205 amino acids. Gene Ontology annotation, cellular component: cytoplasm. Lineage: Eukaryota; Metazoa; Mollusca; Bivalvia; Myida; Myidae. The transcript has 6 exons. The record is from RefSeq and is a predicted model, not a curated record.